GAGCUGCGCACGCGUCUGCUUGACUCAAUGAGUUUUUUUUCCCACUUUAAUCGCGCAGCUGACGAAUGUAGAGGUUAUUUCAGGAGGUUUAGGGAGAGAGAAUUUGAAGAGAAGCGCGUGAGGAUAAAGUCCGCGGAAGAAUAUUCUUUGGAGGUGGAGAGUGCUUGCUUGCGGGGAGUUUUGCUGAGUGGGAAGCUGCUGAUUCGGACACGGAAAGCCGGUCUUUGCCGAAAGAACGCGGUGUGAUCCCCGGGACAUUCCAGAGAGAGGCGCGAGCCCCCCGGGCUGCAAGCUCCGCCAUCCGCACAGCAGUAGCAGCAGCAGGGGGAGGAUGGAGAACGCCUGGCUCCUCCUGACUCUAACAUUCUGCACACUGGCAAACGGAGAGCUGAGGCAGUCAGUCUCAGCAACAAAAAUGCCAUGGCCUGAGGAAUUCUAUCUUGAACAGUCUUUUGAGAAUGAGCCCAUUGAGUCUGGAAAUUGGCCAGUUGACGACGAUGAUUAUGAUAAUUCUGGAUCAGGCUCAGGGAAUUUUGAAACUAAGGUACAAAUGGUCACCUAUAAUCCUGCACAAGUGAACCCAGACGUCAAACCAACUAGUGGUGCACCUAAAUCAGUAACUAUGGGAAUAGAUCCAACCACACAGAAAAAGAUGGGCAGGAAGCCUACCCGAACAGAGGCAAGUAAACACAACAUGGUUUAA
Molecule: messenger RNA, 703 nt
Organism: Carcharodon carcharias (great white shark)
Lineage: Eukaryota; Metazoa; Chordata; Chondrichthyes; Lamniformes; Lamnidae
Product: syndecan-2-like
Exons: 4
Coding region: 332-703 (123 amino acids)
Source: RefSeq, a predicted model, not a curated record